GUGUGUGAGAGAGGUGAAAGUCUGGAAACAAGGAAGUGCAAUGUACACUAAACAAAAUGGACUUUAACUGUCAGUCUCGAUGACACCCAACCUCUGAAAUCAACCUGCGAGAAAAAAGAAAUAAAUGAUAGGAAGCAAGAGAAGUAUAUUCAGAAGCUGUAAGAGAGGCCACAAAAAGGAAGGAAGAAGUUUGUAACAGUGCAUGAGAGAGUGAGAAAGGGAGGGCCAUACGAAAGGCUUAUAUACUCUGUCAGGACGACCUGCUCUUCAAAGCAUCGAAAACACUGUUUACGUUUCGAGAGAGAAGGAGAAGCAGAGAAGGCAGGAAGAGGAACAUUUGAAAUAGGAAGAUGGUUCGGUGGUUCCACAGAGAUCUGUCUGGAAUAGACGCAGAGACCGUUUUGAAGACCCGAGGCGUCCAUGGCAGCUUCCUGGCCCGACCCAGCAAGAAGAAUGUGGGCGAUUUCUCCCUGUCUGUUAGAGUGGGGGAAAUGGUCACACACAUUAGGAUUCAGAACACAGGUGAUUAUUAUGACCUGUACGGCGGGGAGAAGUUUGCGACAUUAGCCGAGUUGGUGGAGUACUACACUGGAGAUCACGGAACUCUACAGGAUAAAGAUGGGACCGUUAUUGAGCUCAAAUACCCAUUAAACUGUUCCGAUCCCACCACUGAGAGGUGGUACCAUGGCCACCUGUCGGGUCCAAAUGCUGAGAAGCUGAUCCGUGAGCGCGAUGAGCCCGGGACGUUCCUGGUGAGGGAGUCGCUCUCUAAACCAGGAGACUUUGUUCUGUCUGCGCUCACCGAUGAAAUGACCAGUUCUGGUAGGAGGGUCUCCCAUAUCAAGAUCAUGUGCAACAAAAAUGACCGCUAUACAGUUGGUGGUAAAGAGAUUUUUGACAGUUUGACAGACCUUGUGGAGCAUUUCAAACGCACUGGUAUUGAGGAGUUGUCUGGGACAAUGGUUUAUCUCAAACAGCCUUAUUACUCCACAAGGUUGAACGCAGCUGAUAUUGAGAGCAGAGUAAAGCAGCUCGACCAAACCUCAGAAAGGGAGAACAUGGAUGGGGCCGAUAAAAAGAUAAAAGCUGGGUUCUGGGAAGAGUUUGAUGCGCUGCAGAAGUUGGAAACCAAGGUAACAAAGAGCAGAGAUGAAGGAAUGAGACCAGAAAACAAAAGCAAAAACAGAUACAAGAACAUCCUUCCCUUUGAUGACACUAGGGUUAUCCUGCAGAACGCUGAUCCCAAUGUUGUCGGCUCUGAUUACAUCAAUGCUAACUAUGUUGUAAACAAAUUAAUGGAUAUUAAUCACCAGAAAGUUUACAUUGCUUGUCAAGGCUGCCUCGCAACAACUGUAGGCGAUUUUUGGCAAAUGGUCUGGCAAGAAGAGUCACGAGUAAUAGUCAUGACAACAAGGGAGGUUGAGAAAGGACGGAAUAAGUGUGUGCCAUACUGGCCCACUCUUGAGGGAGAGUCAAAGGAAGUAGGCAGAUAUGUAGUGACGUUACUGGCUGAGAAGGAUGCCACUGACUACAAGAUCAGGGUGAUGGAGCUCACGGCUCCGCAUCGGAAUGAGCCAGCUCGGACCAUUUGGCACUACCAGUAUUUGAGCUGGCCCGAUCACGGCGUUCCGCAAGAGCCUGGUGGAGUGCUUAGCUUUCUGGAGCAGGUCAACAUCAAACAGAACGAACUGUCCUCAUCUGCACCUAUGAUCAUCCACUGCAGUGCUGGUAUUGGACGAACAGGAACCAUUGUGGUGAUCGACAUGCUUAUAGACUCGAUUGAUGCUAAAGGUUUGGACUGUGACAUCGACAUCCAGAAGUGUAUUCAGAUGGUUCGAGAACAGCGGUCUGGCAUGGUGCAAACCGAAGCCCAGUACAAGUUCAUCUACUUGGCUGUGCUACAGUAUAUAGACUCGACUAAGGUCACACGAAAGGCUGUCAUGGAAACUGAAACUGAAUAUGGAAACCUUUCAAUUAAUCCUAAACACCAGAAGGCCAGUCGCAAAGCCUCUGCAAAAAAAAAAAUGAAGAUGUUUAUGAGAAUCUCGGAGCAAAGGGAAAGAAAGAUGUCAAAAAGCAGAAAUCGGAGGAAAAGAAGAGUGGAUCUGUCAGGAAACGAUAAAAAAAUAACAUGAAAAGAUGAGAUUUAAUUGUGCUUCGUAAUUGUACAGCUAAUUUUAAAAUACAAUUUCAGCUGUUUUACAGACAUACUGUUUAAAAGGAAACUGAGCCAGGGGUUUUUACAAAGAUGCCAAAUAUUUGAUCUUAUCCAACAAAUCUUGCUAUAUUGUUUUCUCUAUGUAUUUUUGUGUCAUUUUUAAUAUUUAGUAAAAAAUUGUUGUUAAAGUAAAUUCACUAAGUUGUAAUUGAUAUAAAUCAUCCACUUGUUCUCAGUUUUAAUAAAAGUCCAUUCCAAAGACUGUUCAGAGUUAUCCCUGGCCAUUAUGGUUUUCUUCUGUAAUAAAAUAAAGAUGUGUUUGCAUAGAA
Megalobrama amblycephala (Wuchang bream) is the source of this 2487-nucleotide messenger RNA. RefSeq names its product protein tyrosine phosphatase non-receptor type 6 (gene ptpn6). Gene Ontology annotation, biological process: protein dephosphorylation. The transcript is spliced from 18 exons. NCBI's taxonomy places the organism in Eukaryota, Metazoa, Chordata, Actinopteri, Cypriniformes, Xenocyprididae. Bases 351 to 2135 code for a protein of 594 amino acids. The record is from RefSeq and is a predicted model, not a curated record. Gene Ontology annotation, molecular function: protein tyrosine phosphatase activity.